Asterias rubens (European starfish) is the source of this 861-nucleotide messenger RNA. RefSeq lists its product as uncharacterized. The record is from RefSeq and is a predicted model, not a curated record. Lineage: Eukaryota; Metazoa; Echinodermata; Asteroidea; Forcipulatida; Asteriidae. Bases 13 to 552 code for a protein of 179 amino acids. The transcript has 3 exons.
GAAAAGGCAACCAUGAUAACUACAGAAAACCGAACCCUGCUCAUUCAAAUACUGAGAAAACUCAAUACGUCACAACAGGAGUUAGAUAAUGGUGGUUUGCCAGAAGGAUUGACUUUUCCCUUGAAAUUGUUGAGGGAUGUGAGAGACCUGGAGGCCCUCCUUCAAAAUUUCGAGAAGGAGAAGCUUUUGGUCACUUACUUAUCCAAUAUUGGUGGAGAGAAUCUUGGCAGUACGGUCAGACGAAUUCUUGUCUGCAUAUUGACCAAUGACCUUGCAAAGCAGUUUAAUUGGAUUGGAAAAGGCACAAAGGAGGCCUUCUGUAAACUUCGUCUGGUGAAUGUUGUACAUCGAGCUGUUCGCAGAAAUCCAGCCGUCAGAUCUGCGACAAAUGCUGAGAUAGAUUCCAUCAUAAAAGAUUGGUUUCGCUAUGCCAAAGACCGUGAUGGUGGAAGGGCGAGAAGAGCACGUCAGGCCAGCGUUAGUCCUUCCGAAAAUGUCAGCCAGGAAUCUACUGAAGACUAUGGUUCCAGUGAUGAACAUGACCGUCCCUGAUCGAUGAAAACCAGGGAGCCUGCAUGCAGCUAGAGAUUUUGGUUCAGAUCAGUGAGGAAUUAUAAUACACUCUUAGAGAAUGUAAAAUCUUCUACUAUUGUAUGUCACUACAUCAAGCUUGUACUAUACACAUCUUGUUUCGAUGUUUGAAGUUGAUUGAACUCAUAAUCAUUAAUGGUAAUCAGGGACUCAAUAGCAAGGUUGCCUUGAUCACGAGUGCAUUCACGUUUUUUGUACUACUUUUCUAAUGAGCCCAACUUGAGUUUCAAAUGUAAUGUUAGAAAAAAAGAAGCUUUUAUUUUUUUUUUA